AUGGCAUCGUCCGCAGUUCCUGAUGAGAGACGGCCUCUGCUAAGCGACGACGGCUUGGAAGAGCGUGCGGCGUCCGAGACGACGAGUUCGACGUUGGCGGAUGCGGAUGGGUUGUCGCCAACCGAGAGCCCUUCCUAUCACGGCCACGCGGACAAACAAGCGCUCGGCGCGCUCUUCUCCUCCCUCCUCAUCGACUCCGUUCCAGUGAUUUUGUCGUAUGUCCUCCAAAACUCGAUUCAAUUUGUGGCCGUUAUCGUUUCCGGGCGUCUGGGCCCCGACGAGUUGUCCGCGGCCGCUUUCUCGCUGAUGCUAGCCAUGGCCCUCGGCUGGUGUGUCGCGCUGGGCGGCACGACCGCACUCGACACGUUGGGUUCUCAGGCAUUCACAGGCGGAGACCGGCCGUCGGUGUCCAUUCAUCUCCAGCGCUGCAUUAUCCUCCUCUGGGUGCUCUUCAUACCCGUCGGCUUUCUCUGGGCCUUCAUAGAACCCGCUCUUCUGCUUACUGGCCAGGAAGAGCGGCUCAGCCGGGACGUUCAGUCAUUCCUCCGCGUUCUCCUUCUCGGCGCUCCGGGCUACAUCGCUUUCGAGAGCCUCAAGAAAUACUUACAGUGUCAAGGGAUUAUGCGGGCUUCGACUUACGUUCUCCUCCUGGUCGCUCCGGUCAACGUGGCUCUGAACGUGGUUCUAGUUCACCACACUUCUCUUGGCGUUCUCGGUGCUCCCCUUGCUAUCUCUAUCACAUUCUGGCUAUGCUUCUUCCUCCUGGUGCUCUUUACCUAUCUUUCGCCGACCCAUCACAAAAAUGGAACAUGGGCUGGACUUCAACCUGCCGUCGUCUUCGAUGUGGGCAGCUGCAUAUACUUCCUUAAACUUGCUAUCCCGGGUAUCCUCAUGGUCGGCACGGAAUGGGCUGCAUUCGAAAUUGUCGCGCUAGCAGCCGGCCGCCUGGGCGCGCUCCCUCUCGCUGCUCAGUCUGUCAUUAUGACGACUGACCAAAUCCUGAACACCAUUCCGUUUGGCAUCGGCGUUGCGGCAUCGACCAAAGUAGGAAACUACAUCGGCGCGCGGUCCGUGCUCGGCGCAAAACGCGCCAGCCAUGCCUCUGCGCUUCUGAGCGUGGUCGCCGGCCUUGUCGUCAUGGUCGUGCUUAUCGCUACGAAAGACGUUUUUGGCUAUCUGUACAGCGAUGACAAGGACGUGGUCGUUCUCGUUAGCAAGGUCAUGCCCCUCGUGGCGUCAUUCCAGAUCGCCGACGGUCUCGCGGGGUCUUGCGGCGGUGUCCUUCGUGGCCAAGGCCGUCAGCACCUCGGCGCGCUGUUCAAUCUCGUCGCGUACUACGUCUUGGCGUUGCCGCUCGGCAUUACGCUUGCCUUCCACCCGAAGACGCACAUGGGUCUCCAAGGUCUUUGGAUAGGCCAAGUCGUUGCCCUCUUCAUCGUCGGAUUGAGUGAGUACGCGGUCGUGUGGCUCGGGACUGACUGGCCCGGAGAGAUCCGCCGCAGCGUCGAGCGCAAUGAGGCUGAGGCGAAGAGGAGGCAGUCAUAUGCGCAGCGCCAGCUGUCCGAGUGACAGUGGCGUGAGCAGUCUAAGUCAACAUGUGCCACAGAUUCGUACAUUCGCUGUAUAUAACUAGAAGAAAAUCACGUAUAUAGUCUCAUGCGUCCCG
Molecule: messenger RNA, 1666 nt
Organism: Trametes versicolor FP-101664 SS1
Lineage: Eukaryota; Fungi; Basidiomycota; Agaricomycetes; Polyporales; Polyporaceae
Product: MATE efflux family protein
Exons: 11
Coding region: 1-1569 (522 amino acids)
Biological process (GO): xenobiotic detoxification by transmembrane export across the plasma membrane
Cellular component (GO): membrane
Molecular function (GO): xenobiotic transmembrane transporter activity; antiporter activity
Source: RefSeq, a predicted model, not a curated record